Molecule: messenger RNA, 429 nt
Organism: Notothenia coriiceps (black rockcod)
Lineage: Eukaryota; Metazoa; Chordata; Actinopteri; Perciformes; Nototheniidae
Product: ADP-ribosylation factor-like protein 13B
Exons: 3
Biological process (GO): receptor localization to non-motile cilium; non-motile cilium assembly
Cellular component (GO): non-motile cilium; ciliary membrane; motile cilium
Molecular function (GO): GTPase activity; GTP binding
Source: RefSeq, a predicted model, not a curated record
UGUGCUCUCAGGCUUGCCAACAAGCAGGACCAGGAGGGAGCGCUGGCUGAGGCCGACAUCAUUGAGAACCUGUCGUUAGAGAAGCUUGUUAACGAGAACAAGUGUCUCUGUCAGAUCGAGCCAUGCUCGGCCGUUCUGGGUUACGGCAAAAAGGUCGACAAGUCCAUCAAGAAGGGCCUGAAGUGGCUCCUCAACAACAUUGCCAAAGACUACGAGGCCAUUACUGAGCGCGUGCAGAAAGACACGGCGGAGCAGCGCGCUCAGGAGGAACAGGACAAGAAGGAGAGGGCGGAGAGGGUGAGGAGGAUACGACAGGAGAGGGAGCGAGAAGAGCGCGAAGAGGCAGAACGCGAGGGAAGGCCUAUCGAGGAAGAGGAGCUCGACGAGGAAAACAUCCCAAACCCCUUUCAGCCAAUCAGCAACGUGAUC